AUGUAUUGGAAACAUAUUUCAUUCUUGGUAUGGUCCCCUCUAACACUCGAGCUGUAUAGUGCCCUUGGAAUGAUGGGAAAAGUUGAACCUGGUGACAAUUGGGAUGUUGCAACGUUGGUAUAUCAUGGCAAGGAUACGUGGCCCCCCAAAGACCAGGUCAUCAAGAAAGCUACAUCCAAUUUGAUUCAAGCGGGGCGUUUACCGUCGGCAUCGAGCUCUCUAGGCCCAUCAGGAUUUGAUAUACCCCAUGGAUAUACGUCACAACUCACUUACAAGAAGAAGCUUCCGGAACAAGAAGUAUGGGACCUUCCACCUAUGCACUUUGUAGAUUACGUGGCAAGCUUUGAUCCCGAUGUGAAUGCUUUAAGAUGUCGCCAUCAACAACAUCUCGAUACUUUUUUGCAGACCGGGUAUCAAGUGUACAGUAUGGCUGUUAAAAGUUUACACAAUCGUUUAGGUUCUGCUUCACACCAAAUCCUAGAAACAACCCUUGAGAAGAUCAAGAAGGAAAAAACUUUCCAUCACAUGUCUGAGCCUGAGAGAGACUGGUAUACCAAGAUUUUUUUCAUCCUAGGAGAGGCAGCGCAUGAAGCAUCUCCCAUUUAUGAACCUAUGGUCAACUUAUAUAACUGUGUGGCAUCUUUGCAAACUUCUUGGUACACCUUAUAUACACUUGCAGAAAAGAAUUUACCGGAAACAUACAGUUUCUGGGAUAGAGCUGCAAGCAAAUUGAAAAUUGAAGCAAAUUUAGAACAUAUCCUUCAGUUCCCUCGUACUUUAAGGAAUGGCCUUAAUCAACUUGUAAAAUUUAAUCUAUACAAUUAG
This is a messenger RNA of Melampsora larici-populina 98AG31, 825 nucleotides long. RefSeq lists its product as uncharacterized. The record is from RefSeq and is a predicted model, not a curated record. Bases 1 to 825 code for a protein of 274 amino acids. Lineage: Eukaryota; Fungi; Basidiomycota; Pucciniomycetes; Pucciniales; Melampsoraceae. The transcript is spliced from 3 exons.